Colletotrichum chrysophilum is the source of this 3375-nucleotide messenger RNA. RefSeq lists its product as uncharacterized. The record is from RefSeq and is a predicted model, not a curated record. The transcript is spliced from 3 exons. NCBI's taxonomy places the organism in Eukaryota, Fungi, Ascomycota, Sordariomycetes, Glomerellales, Glomerellaceae. The coding region runs from base 1 to 3375 and encodes 1124 amino acids.
AUGGCUGACGAGAGUUUGUCUGACGACGGGCUGGACUAUGGGGUCUUGUCUGACAUUGAGGAGGAUGGUGAUGAGAUGUUCCCCAGCAAUGCUGCUUAUAACGACGCUUUCCAAGAGCACGGUGGUGCCAAAGUUGACGACGAGCCGCUUGUGAGGCGAUGGGCAGUCAAUCAUUCUUCGGGCCAUCACAAGUUCAAAGCUCCCCUGUUCAUCCAGAGGGUGUUGAGCAGUGAGUUCGAGCCGUCCGAUGCGCUUGCCAUGCUGCAAGAGAAGCACACAAUCGACUUUGGCUCCAAGCACGCAGGUUCUGCGCAGGCGAAGCCAUCCGACAGCUUUUUCCCCGAGUUCUUCCUCGACUUCCUCAGUAUCGUGGGCAAACCCGGCCGACCAAUCUCCAGCAGCGACAGCCCCAUAUUCGACAACAUCACCGUAUCUUUCCAGAGAUGGGCACAGCCGUACGGGGCGAAACACGUCAGCGGGAUACCUUUUGACAUCGCCGGGCGGACCUUCAGGAUCGCCCAGGCGGCGACGCGUGAGGUCUGGUUCAUCGUUAUGCAUCCUAUAUCCGGCGAAGUCACCGAGCUUCCGCGCUCGGCGGCCGACGGCCGACGGAGGCGAGAGCAGGCAGGCGAGAAGAGCGGGAUGUCCACGACCCGGGCCCGAGAGCUGGCAGCUUACAUCACGGGUGUAUUCCGCUCGGCAGAGCUGCUCGGCGAGGGCGUCGAGUCCUGCUGGCGUCCAGGGAGCCGGCACAGCCAACGGAUCAGCUCCAGCAAAUGGACCAUCUUCCAGAACAAGUUCAUGGACGGCUGGGCCGCCUGGGCCGGCACCCACGACGGAGACUCCUUCUGGCGGCAGCACGAGCCGGCCUUUCAUGCCUACGACUAUGGUGCCAACAUUCAGAUCGACGUCAGCCCGCGGCUUUACCAUCUGCCUCGCGAGAGGCACUGCUCCCGUGACGACGACGACGAAGAAGAAGAUGAUGGGGACGGCGGAGGGCGGGGGAGCGAGGACGAGACCCGGCGUGGGAUGGAGGGGCUAUUUGUCGACGACGAAAGCAACGGUAGCCAGCCUGCAGACUCCACGGCCGACGACGAGACCGACGCGGCCAGCUACAGCCAGAUACUCAGGGAGAGCGACGGGUUGCAGAAGCUCGUGCAAGAGCUGCAUGGCCGCUUCAGACUGGAGAACAUCGCAGCAGUCUCAUACGCCCUCGCCGUAUGCAUCAACAGCGAGUCGGAAGCUGGACCGCGAUGUCUCCUCGUCGACCGCAACAUGAUGGCGAGGGAGUAUCCGAGCAGUCGUGACUUCACCUUCUACCCCCAGGCAUUCCAUCCGGUGUACGGGAACGUGUCCUCUAGUCGGCCUCCCGCGUUCCUCGACUCGCUCUUUGCCGCUAUGAAAGGAAACAUGAGCGACCGGAACGAGGGCGCCGACGUCUUGUCGUUCGGCUACUUCCAAGGCUACUCCAACACCAAGAGGAGCGUGCGGCACAGCCCGAACGACCUCCUCGCGACGAAGGGGUACGCCACGGCCGCGCUGACGGUGCCGACGUCGGACGCAUGCGCCACGGCGGCGUCGAGGGACAAGCGCGAGCGACUCCUGCGCAUCAUCCGCGGCCAGGGGACGCCCGAGAGCCCGGAGGAGUCAAGGCCCUUCGCGCGCGAGCGCCUACAGAUGGAGGUCGCCAUCGAUAGCAGCGAGGUCGCCUACCGGCUCGAGCAGGUCGUGUCGCUGGACCUGGGUCGCAUGGUCGGCGCCGAGCGGACGUUCGAGGCCGUAAUCCACACCAUUUUCCAAAUCAUGCGUUUCUUCCUCAUCGAGGUCGAGUCGUACGUCCACAUCUUCCGCUCCAUGCCGACCAACGUCUUCCCAAAGAUCGUAUGCGCGUACUCGCGCAUAUUCGAGCUGGCGCUGGGCGAGAUGGAGCGCCGCUUUACCCAGGGAGGUGAGAGAGGACUUGACCUUGCGCAUUCAGAGGCUGUGGCUGUGAUGGACCGACUUGGAGGGUACAUAUUCACAGGACACGAGCGUCAUCUCCCAAAAACGGUGCUGCGGCCUCUCGGUACAAUCGACAGCCUCCGCAACGGGGCGUGGCCGUACAUCGACCCGGCGCUGCUGAACUUCCGGUCGUCGGGGACAAGUGGGGCAGUGAUCCACAUCGGCCAGUGGCCCCGGACCGGCAAGGCCGGCAGGCCCGUGCUGCUCCACGUAUCGGAGCUCCGGUAUCACUACGGAGAACGGAUCUCGGCGAACCGCGAGAGCGAUCUCUGGUUCGCGCAGCUCGGCGAGGCCGCGUUCGGCAGCAUGACCGCCGUGACGGAGUUCGUCGACGAGCUGAUGCGGGAGCUGUGGGUGCCGCAGACCAAGUCGUUCAUCGCCCAGCAGCUCAAGCGCAGGCUGCGCGAGGGAGGUGAGACUGACGGUAGGCCCAUGACGUCGGACGAGACCAAGACGUGCGAGGCCGCCAUCCUGGCGUGGCAGGAUUCCCCGGGCGCGUUCACUCUGGCGGCGCUGGAGCGGUUGGCGGCCGGAGUCGCAGCCAGCGGCAGUCGCACAGCCGUCACAGUAUCAAAGACGCGCACACGGCACGAUUUUGCCGGCGAGCUGCUCCGCGUGAUCGGCAGCGACAAGGGCAAAGACGCAUUCUCUUCCAGGAAUGCAACGUGGCCCCUCAAGCUGCGUCUGGCCAUUGCCAACGGUCGGAAGGCGGGCGGCGGCAUCGGGCCGUCCGAGUGGGCGAGCGUGCUGACGGGCUGCCUCCUCGCGGCGGAGAUCGAGUGGGUGCCCGACUCGGUCCGCGGCCGGUUGACGUCUCGGAGCGUUGUUUGCCUGCAGGGGAGGGCAGGCAUAGUGGCGAAGCCGUCCGGUCCUCUGGGGUCGCUACGACGCGCAGCAGAAGAGGCGCACAUCCAGCACGAGAAGACCCUUCGACAGCGGUCGCUCCAGGCAGCAGGGACGGCCAAAAUCGAUUUCGGCCAUGGAUUCCCUUUCAAGAAGGUACCCGACCUGCUCUGCUCAGGGCUCGCGCAUGCAAAGAUGAUGUUCACGCGGCCGGACGGAGACCGUAAGGUGCUCGACCACUACCAGCUCGCGAUGAACUGUCUGGCCGAGAACCUUGAUGACCCGCUGUGCCAGCUGAUGCUCAUGCUCACGCUGACCAUGUGCUCGUCGUCGGAGACGCCGCAGGUGGAGCCCGGGGUGCGGGCGUUUAGCGCGUCGCCGAAGCGGAGGGAUCCGGCGCAGCUGGCGCUGGCGACGGCGACGCGGAUGAUGUGGUUUCUCUAUCGGGGGUCGUUCCCGUGGACCAAGGGCUCGGGGGGGACGGCAUACGACGUGGGCGACAUGACCAAAAAGAUCGAAGGGUUGCAAUAA